AUGUAUGCUAAUAGAACUGCAGGCUCAACAGCUUUGAAACGUCUCAUGACUGAAUACAGAGAGUUGACAUUGAACGCACCUGAGGGCAUCACUGCAGGCCCUGUUGAUGAAAAUAACUUUUUUGAGUGGGAAGCCCUUAUUGCUGGACCUGAAGGUACUCCUUUCGAAGGAGGAUUGUUCCCAGCAACGCUUACUUUUCCCAAAGACUAUCCUCUAAGCCCACCCACCAUGAGAUUCACCUGCGAUUUCUUUCACCCCAAUGUAUACCAAAAUGGCACUGUGUGUAUCUCUAUUCUACAUCCUCCUGGAGAUGAUCCCAACAUGUAUGAAAGUAGUUCAGAGCGAUGGAGUCCUGUUCAAAGUGUUGAAAAGAUCCUGUUGAGUGUUGUUAGCAUGUUGGCAGAACCCAAUGAUGAAAGUGGUGCUAAUAUCGAUGCAUGUAAAAUUUGGAGAACAGAUCGUGAACGUUAUAACGAGAUUGUAGCUGAAAAUGCAAGAAAGACAUUGGGAUUGUAA
Molecule: messenger RNA, 516 nt
Organism: Mucor velutinosus
Lineage: Eukaryota; Fungi; Mucoromycota; Mucoromycetes; Mucorales; Mucoraceae
Exons: 6
Coding region: 1-516 (171 amino acids)
Cellular component (GO): cytosol; endoplasmic reticulum
Source: RefSeq, a predicted model, not a curated record